Molecule: messenger RNA, 2139 nt
Organism: Mitosporidium daphniae
Lineage: Eukaryota; Fungi; Microsporidia
Product: GTP-binding protein TypA
Exons: 1
Coding region: 1-2139 (712 amino acids)
Cellular component (GO): ribonucleoprotein complex; cytosol
Molecular function (GO): GTP binding; GTPase activity
Source: RefSeq, a predicted model, not a curated record
AUGUUUAAAGCUAGGCGGGUGUUUAGAAUUGCUCCGCAUGCACCUCCAUUGCAGCAUGUUCGUGUGGGGCGGUUUUUUUCAACAUCCUCUUGUGAAUCGUCAUCGUUCAUUGUAGAUCAAAGCAAAAUCAGAAAUCUAGCCAUAAUCGCACACGUGGAUCAUGGAAAAACCACCUUGGUGGACUGCCUUCUUAAGCAGAGCGGGGCUCUUUACUCCCUCGCUUCUUCCAAUGGCACUGCCAGCGAAGACGGAGAUGGAAUUCUCAGCAUGGAUUCAAAUGUGUUGGAAAAAGAGCGUCGAAUAACAAUCCUUUCAAAGAGUACCAGUGUGCAGUAUCAGGGCUACCGCAUCAAUAUUGUCGACACGCCGGGGCAUGCCGAUUUUGGCGGUGAGGUGGAGCGCGUUCUUGGGAUGGUAGAUGGUGUGGCUCUGGUGGUUGAUGCUACCGAAGGUCCAAUGGCUCAAACAAAGUUUGUGCUUUCCAAAGCACUGCGUCGCGGUCUGGCGCCAAUCGUGGUGGUCAAUAAGGUCGAUCGAGAAACAUCUCGCACGGACCAGGUUGACUCGGAUAUUCUGGAUCUCUUUUGCAUGUUGGGCGCAAACGAAAAGCAAAUGGCAUAUCCGAUUUUGUUUGCCUCUGCAAAGGAGGGAUGGGCAACCGAGAUCAAUCCAUCCUCCAUUCUAUUAGAAGCCAUCAAGAAUACCCCGGCAAUGGACUUUUCAGCACGAUCUGCAUAUUUGAAGGAGAGGCUUUUUGGGAAGCAUGGGCCGUCAUCAAUGGAGAUCCUCUUCAAAAAGAUCAUCGAACAUGUGCCCCCUCCUUUGGGAGACCGAUCUCGGCCGUUCUCGAUGUUGGUGAACAACAUCGAAUCUGGAGCAUAUGUGGGAAAAUGUUUCCUUGGCAAAGUGGAGCAUGGCACGGUUCGUCUUAAUGACCGUAUCAAAGUGAUCACGCCAGAGGCCUCCAAGCCAAACUCCACAGAGGAAGCCCGCGUAGUUCGCCUCUUUAUCCGUCGGGGGCUUUCUCAGGUGCCUAUUGAAGAGGCGGCAGCCGGGGACAUCAUUUCCAUUUCCGGUGUCUGCACUGCUACCGUCAACAGUACCAUUUGUGCACCAGAGGUCACAGAAGCUCUUCCGUGGGAUCCAAUCGAUCCACCAACGCUUUCAAUUCUAUUCUCGUCAAAUUCUUCACCACUAGCCGGAAGAGAAGGACGGGCAGCGACUUGCCAGCAGUUGGCAGAGCGUCUUCGCAAAGAGGCCGAAACAAAUGUGGCACUUAAUGUGGUCUCUACGGGCUCUUCUUCCGCCAACACGGACUUUGUCGAGGUUUAUGGGCGAGGGGAGCUUCAUCUUGCCAUCCUUAUAGAAACAAUGCGGCGAGAAGGGCUUGAAUUUUCUAUUUCACCGCCAAAGGUUCUCCUCAAGACUGAACAACAUUCAGAUGGGGGGGAGGUCAAGCUAGAGCCCGUUGAGGAAAUUACUAUCGACUUGGAUGAACAGUACACAGGUGUCAUCAUCGAUAAGCUCACUCGACGUAAAGGCGAGUUGCUCCGGGUUUCAGAAGCACUUGGAAAGUCCCGCCUGAUCUUCAAGAUCCCUACGCGGGGCCUUCUUGGCUACCAUUCGGAAUUCAAGAAUGAUACUCACGGAACAGGUGUUAUAAACCACACCUUUUCCGGUUAUGAGCCGUUUAAGGGGCGCAUUGAGUGCGCCAGGAAGGGUGCCCUGAUUUCCAUGGCUGAGGGCAUCACCACUUCCUUUGCUCUUGGAGAGCUCGAAGGCCGGGGCACGCUUUUUGUAGGCCCAGGAAAGCCCGUAUAUCCUGGAAUGGUGAUUGGCGAAUGCAGCCGGUCCCACGAUAUUGAUGUCAAUCCUGCAAAGACAAAGACCACCUCAAACUACCGCGCCAUCAGCAAAGAUGAGGCCAUUCGUCUGGCCCCGCCGAGAGCUUUCUCGCUUGAAGACUUUAUUGCGUAUGUUGCAGGUAUUGUUGACUUUAAAUUUUUGCACCUAGAUGACGAAAUGAUCGAGGUUACACCUAAAAGCAUAAGGUUACGUAAGCAGUUCCUCGAUGCCAAUGAGCGUAAGAAGUUUGCACGGUCUUCGAUUAGCGGCGAACGCCGCUUUGCCUCUUCCUAG